UAGAAGACAGCUAUAAAAGGAAGACCCCACUGUAUGUUACAUCAAUCGAUUAUAGAAAAGCAUUUGAUUCCGUGAAAAGAAGUGAAAUGAUAAGAGCUUUGAUGGCAUAUAAGAUCCAUCCAAAAGUUAUAGAUGCCGUAGCAGAUAUAUACCAAGGAGACUCUACACUGAUCAACUUGAAUGAGAGCACAACAGAGGAAAUGGACGUGACAAGUGGAAUUCGACAAGGAUGUACCGGUUCUACAGCAUUGUUCAAGAUUGUUACGUAUAUAAUCACCAAAGAAAUACAGGAGACAACGCUUGGGUUCAGAAACAGGAAAUUCUACAUUCCAAUACUGUUCUUUGCAGACGAUGGACUAAUAUUAGCACAUUCACUUCAUGAAACACAACUGCUGAUCAAAGUUCUAACCGAAGUGAGUAAGAAGUGUGGUCUGGAUAUUAACAAGGAUAAAAGUGCUGUAUUGGUAUUCAAUUGCAAGGAACAACCAGCUGAAGUAGAAGGAAUACCGACAACAGACAAGUUGAAGUAUCUGGGUAUAAGGAUUGGAAAUCAGCGAAACAUGUUCAAGGAGCAGAAACAGCAGAUGAUAGAAAAAGCUCAAAGGAUGGCAAACAUGACUUAUGGGGUGAUCGCGAGAAGUUGCAACAAGCUCAUGAUAGGAAAAACAUUCUGGAAGAGCCUUGCUCUACCAUCCAUUUUGUAUGGUGCCAACAUAUUCUACAUAACGGAAGAAGAGGUAAAGAAACUGGAAAUGAUAGAAAACGGAGUAUAUCGACAGAUACUCGGUGCACCGAGAUAUACCGCCAACUGUGCCCUCCGGGGCGAAAUUGGAGCUUCGACGAUGAAAACAAGAGUUAUGAAAGGGCAUCUACAGUAUGUUAGAAGCACUCUUCAAGGAAAUAACCAACUAUUGAAGGAAGUAAUAGAAACUCAAUUAGAAGAGAAGAGUACGAAAUGGGCAAAAAUGAUCAACGCGCACCUAGAAACGCUAAACCUAAGCCAAAAAGACCUGAGAGACUUGAAGAAAGAAGAACUUAACCAAAAUAUGAUCAGGUGGGACGAUAAAAGAUGGAAAGAGGAAGUAGAGACCAAAACAAGUCUGAGGAUAUACAAGAGAUGGAAACUGAAGGUAAAAGAAGAUGAUGUAUAUGACAACACCCCACAAUCAAGAAUCCUCUUUCAAGCAAGAACGAACACUCUCCCUCUGAACUCUAGGAAGAGGUUUACAAAAGAGAAAACAAACUGUGUUCUGUGUGAUGAACAAAAUGAGGAUCUAAAACACUUCUUGUUGGAAUGUCCAAUAUCGAGUGAGAUUAGAGAGAAAUGUCCCGAACUGCAACAGCCAUACUGGGAAGAUAAAGAAGAAGUCAUUAUGAAAUUUCUAUUUGAUGAUAAUAGGAAACAUAUGGAAGAUAAGAAACAAAUUCUAUACAGCAUGUGGAAGUUAAGAUAUAGAAGGCAAAAAGAAAAAGAGCUCAAUACUAUCAUGCACCCCAUACCAACUCAUAGCGCGAUAGCUUAAGUACAGUUUAAAAGAAUAGGAGGAGCCGUUGCAAAGGCAAAUCCUCUAAACCAUCAUCAUCAUCAUCAUCAUCAUCAUUUAUAUACACUGUGGCUUUGACCUUUGUUUUGAUUUUGAUUUUCGCUUUUGAUCCAGUCAUCUGAAUCUGAGUCACUGAAUAUCGAUCAAAGGAAUUGAUCGUUCCCUUUCGCCUGGUCAGAGUUCAGAAGAAAUUGUUAUGAAUUGCUUUGGGCUCCUGAAGCCCUCUUAAUUUUGAUUUCAGUUUCAAUUUUGGUUUCUAACUUAACUCAAACUUUUGUAGGUGUCAAGUUCUGGCCUGUGUCGGCGGAGGGCAUUGUCUCCUGCCUGCGCCCAAUGCUCUUUUUCUCUCUAUAUCUCUAACUCUGAGACUCAACAUCCAUCUGAAAAUGAACGGUAUGCUGCUGGGCCAAUUUCUGUACACCAAGCUGAACGACUAUGUGCUGAAGCUGAGCCGAAAUAAGCUGGUGCACCGUCUGCUGACGGACGGUGAUCGCUGCUCCCGCGCCGGGCCCCGAGGUCGGCCCACGCUCGAUCCUCCGAGUCGCACCUACCACCGCGUGCUUCUGAAACAGCCGCCGCCGCCGCCCGUAGCGGUCUCGAACCCCGUCGUCGCUUGGACUACAGUCCUGAGGCAACAGGUGCGCUGGGUGACGCGGCAGCUGGUGGGCAGUCUGGUGAACCCCUCCAGCCGGCUGCUGUCGCGCCAGUGCAAGGAGCUGGCUCAGCGUCUCCUCUUCUCCGGCGGCACCCACACCCUGGUGGCGUUUGUUGGCAUCACCCUGACCGGAGAUGACGGACUCGUCACCAAAGCGGACCGCAUGGAGGUGCUCUGCGCAGAUAUCAAGAAGUUUGUGCGCGACAUGCACUGGCCCGACUGUGACCCGGAGCCGUCUGACUGCCACGCCAACGUCGAGACACUCCACGACAUUGAGAUCAGCGACGAGAUCGCCAAGGGAUGCAACGCCGUCGUCUAUAAAGCCCGCAUCAAAGGCACUGGAGAUGCUCGCUGGAACCUGGCUCUGAAGAUGAUGUUCAACUACGACGCCGAGAGUAACGCCUGGAGCAUUCUGCGCGCCAUGCACCGCGAGGUGGUGCCGGCUCCCUGGUAUACCGUCACUGAGGAGGUCCGACGCCUGGUCACAGGCGUGGGACUGCGGCUGGCCGACCUGCCGCCCCACCGGAACAUCGUCGACAUCCGAGCCGUGCUGGUGGACCGCGUACCGCUGGUGGGUGGCGCUCUCUCCAGCUACCCGGCCGCGCUGCCGGCGCGACUAAACCCGGACGGAGCCGGCCGCAACGCCAGUCUCUUCCUGCUCAUGAAACGGUACGACGGCGACCUGCGCAGCCUGCUGGCCCAGUGUCCGGAGCUGUCUGCUCACACCCGGCUGCUGCUGCUCACUCAGCUGUUAGAGGGUGUCACCCACCUGGGACAGCACCGCGUGGCGCACAGGGACCUGAAGACGGACAACCUGCUGGUGGACACGUCGGCGGGCCGGCAGCAGCCACAGCUGGUCAUAUCCGACUUCGGCUGCUGCCUGGCUGAGACCAGCGGCGCGCUGACCGUGCCGUUCACCUCGUGGGACGUCGACCGCGGCGGCAACCUGGCCCUGAUGCCCCCCGAGAUCUCUGGCGGCCGGCCGGGCCGGUUCGCCUCCCUGGACUACAGCCGGGCGGACGUCUGGGCGGUCGGUACCAUCGCCUACGAGAUCCUGGGCUGCACGAACCCGUUCUACGGGCCGGACCGACUCAACAGCGCCACGUACUCUGAACGUGACCUGCCGCCUCUGCCGGCCUCCGUCCCGGCGCUCCUGCGCUGCCUGGUGGAGGAUAUGCUGCGACGCGACCCGGCGCAGCGUGUGUCUGCGCGCGCAGCGGCCACCAUCUGCCAGCUGAUUCUGUGGGCGCCCAAAGCGUGGUUCGCCGCGCCUCCCUCUCACAAACAGAUUCGGCAGUGGCUUCUCACACUGACCGCCAAGGUGAUGUGCGAGUGGCGCAGCCGCACGGAGCGCGACGAUCGGCUGGAGCACGUGCUCGUGCACACUCUCCUCUGUCGUCUCACCUAUGCCGACCUGAGCGAGGCCCUCCGCUGGCUGCAGCGACACGUCUGAGGCCGGUCGGCGAGCUGAAUCAUCUGUGAUAGAGCACACUGAGGUGUCGGCGGUGGAUCGCACGGCGCCCCGACAGCGGCGGUCAGUGGUGCACGGAUCGGGUCGGGGCGCAGCCGGCGCUGCCAUGGAGCCGAGUCAACGGCAGGCAAGUGAACUGUGUGUGCCAGGUGUGAAUGGAACCUGGCUUGGUGAUAGCGUUUCCGACGUGAUCUGUACGGUCUCUAAGGGAUUUAGAGGCCCACCUAGAUAACUCCUUAUGCUAACUCAUCAAUGUUUGCUGUAGAAGGUCCACGGAUAGGCAUUACGGAGGCGCGAUGUUGCUAUCCAGUAGGCUAACGAAAUCCCGAUUUAUCUGAUGCAGCAAGCGUAUAUUUCUGGAACUCUAAAUCCUUUAUUGUGUACAUUUAUAUUCAGAUUGGAGUCAAAAUCAUUAUAUAGGCCAGUUAUUCUAUGUUAUGUUUGUGGACACGAGUACAUCGUUAGGUAAAUUCGAGUAGCCGCUUUCCCUGGUUAGGCCGUAGUGACUGGUGGUCGGGCCUGUAUUACCACAGGAGCACUGUGGGAGCACUGUGGCAUAUAGUCGCUACCUAUCGGUGCUGGUCCAUCUGCUAGGGGUGUUAUCCGUUCCCAGGAGGUGGACACCAAGCUGUCUGUGUCCUCACUCGUCCCCGUGCAUAUAGGUGCGAUCGAUGUAGCUUUACCUGAUCUGAUCAGCAGUUUUAUCCCGAGUUGUGAGGCUGUCGCGCGUGUGUCGUCUUUAUUAUUCAUGUCGCAUUGUGAAAUGAUAUUUUAAUCCCACAAGGAACCGUGGGGCUGAAAUUCGAGAGACAAGCGUGUAUCAUGUAUCAGCAAUUUCGGAGUGUGUCGAAGAAUACAAGGUUUCACAGACAACA
Amphibalanus amphitrite is the source of this 4545-nucleotide messenger RNA. RefSeq names its product serine/threonine-protein kinase Pink1, mitochondrial-like. Gene Ontology annotation, molecular function: protein serine/threonine kinase activity; ATP binding. Gene Ontology annotation, biological process: regulation of apoptotic process; protein phosphorylation; autophagy of mitochondrion. Lineage: Eukaryota; Metazoa; Arthropoda; Thecostraca; Balanomorpha; Balanidae. Gene Ontology annotation, cellular component: mitochondrion. The coding region runs from base 1931 to 3652 and encodes 573 amino acids. The record is from RefSeq and is a predicted model, not a curated record. The transcript has 11 exons.